Molecule: messenger RNA, 6180 nt
Organism: Drosophila obscura
Lineage: Eukaryota; Metazoa; Arthropoda; Insecta; Diptera; Drosophilidae
Gene: Cep290
Product: centrosomal protein cep290
Exons: 13
Coding region: 149-6112 (1987 amino acids)
Source: RefSeq, a predicted model, not a curated record
CCUGUCACCUAGCAACCGAAAAAAAAAGACAAACAAGCAGCAGCGCUUUUCAGCAGAGAGCAUUAGCAGCCUAAAAUAUCAGGGGGAAAAUUUUGCACUUCAGAACGAGAAUAGCGGCCAAAGCGCGAGGCCAUGAGCCAGCACCAGCAUGGACAUACCGGAGUCUGUAUCUGUGCGCAAGUUCCGCGACUUUACGGCGCGCCAGAAGCAGGAGCUGUACGAGACGCUGCUAGAGCUGGCCGAGACGCUCGAGGAGCUGCCCAGAAAGUCCUUACGCAAGACACUAGAAUUGACGCUGGCCGUUCUGGAGUACAAGGGCGAGCAGGCGGCCCAGCGGCUGGAACAAGGCGGUGCCGCUGGCGGCCGCCUCCAGGGCGAGAACGAAAAGCUCAAGCGGAUGCUGCAAAGGCUGGAGGAUGAACGCGAUGGCCUGAAAAACAAGACAAAGGAGUUGGGGGAGGAAAUCCGGCAUCUGGAGCUGCGUCUCAGGGAGGCCGCCCAGCAAGCGGAGGCCAGCGACAAGGACUCCUCCGAUCCGCUUUCCGAGUUGGACAAACAGAAUGCACUGCUGCAGAACAUCGACACCAAGAACAAGCACAUCAAGCGGCUGCUAAAAGAGAUUGAGACGCUCCAGAACCAGAACAUUAGCCAAUCCAAAACGAUAGUCGUCCAGGAGCGAGAGCUCCAGAACAUCAAGGCCAAUCUGCUGCAGCUGAGUGAGGACAUCACAGAAGUGGAGCAGGAGCGCAAAUCCCUCAGGGAAAAGGAGCAAAAGCAGUGCCUGGAGAUCACACGACUCGACGGCAAUGUCACCUUCCUCGAAUUGGAUCGCGAGAAGCAUAAUGUGGAGAUGCGUCAGUUCCUGGACAAGUACGAGAUCAAGUGCAUCAGCUGGAAGAAACUUCUGCAGGACAAAGACAAGGAGGUGGAGCGGCUGACGAAACUGUUGGCCACGGGCAAGAACACGCUCCUUGCCAGCCCAAAGAUCAGCCACAGCAAGCCGGAUGAGGAGCAAAUGCAGCUGCGAAAUAUCCUUGAGACCCGCGAGAAGCACAUUGAAAAGCUGGAAGCAAGGCUCAAGUCCAUGGCCGAAGAAAUGAUUAGCACCACGAAGGUGAUGAAGCAGCUUAGCGCAGAACAAGAGCGCUCCCAGAAUCCCGAACUGCCGCGUGCCUGCUGCCAGAUGAUCGAGGAACGCCUUGCGGUGACGCAAGCCCGUGGCCAACAGCUCUCCGAGAUGCUAGACGCCUCCGAACAGGACAAUCUGGUGAAGUCAAAGCAGGCAAUGCAUGCCUUGAGUGCCCUCGAAUCGUACAAGCGUGGAGAGGAUGGCCUUGUGCCGGCCCUGCGUCGCUGCUCGGCCCUCGAACAGAAACUGGCGGAGCGCGAAAAGCAGCUGCGAACCUAUGUCCAGGAGCUCAAUUCCCUCAACGAAGUGGUGCAGGAGAACGAGCUGUUGCGUCGUCGACUGAACAUACCCGAGGACGUGGUCAUGCUGGCCAAGAAUACGCGCUCCAAGCAGCGCAACAAGGACAAGCAGAUCGAGAGACUGACGCUGAAGCUGCGCACCUCAGAGGAGCUGCGUCUGCAGCUGAAGCUGGAAAAGAGCGAGCUCAGGCGAAAGCUAUCGGAGCUACAAAGCGGAGAGCAACCUGCGCUGGAUGAUUCCCUGCCACAGCCAGCCAGUGAGGUGGGGGAAGUUCCCUCGCGUACGCCCCUGGAGAAAUCGCCACGACGCGGACAGGGAGACGGUGCAGCCAGCACGGAGAUGCAGAGCAGAUACGAUGAAGUUCUGGCCGAGAACGAAACGCUGCGCAUGGGCAUGUACGAGAUCCUGGAGAAGCUGCGCGAGUACGAUGCCACUUCCGAGCAUAUAACCAUCGAUUCGGAACUGCUGCGACGCCUCAUUGAAGCUCUGCCCAGUGGCACAUCCACGCCCCAACGUUUGCAGGGUCAGCUGUUGGAGCUAAAGGCACGCGAGGAGGCACUGCGUGAGUUGCUGCUGAUGCACAAUGGCAGCGACUCGGAAACGGGAGAGCUAUCCACAGUCCAAAGUUUAUGCGAUGUCCCAGAGAUGCCCGAGGAGGAGCACCAGGAGGAGGCUCUUCCAGUUAUCAACACUGCCACACGUCCCAGCACGCCCACAGAGGCAACCAUUGGACUCCAACGUCCCAUCAUCACGGACAUGGAAGAGGUUGCUGCCAAGUCAGAGCAGCUGCUGGAACUCUCCCUGCUGCGCAAGCAUUACGAAGAGCUGCGCCUUCACAUGUCCGCCGACGGCAACCAGCUGCUGAACCACAAUCAGCAGCUGCAUGAGCAAUUGCUCAGCCUGGAGCUACAGCUGGAGAAGAAUAGCAGUUCCUAUGGUUACAUGCGACAGGAAUACGAUCAACUACUCACUGAAACACGACGGCAGGAGCUGCGUUUCAUCGAACAUAAGUCCGAACUGCUGCGGCAACUGGAUAAAACACAGGCCGAAUUAGCCGCCUGCCGGGAUCAAUUGGAUGAUGUGCAUCGCCGCCACUUGUACACAGCCGAGGAGUACCAGCAGCUGGAGCAACGGAAUGCCAUUCUGUGCAUGCAGCUGGGCCAGGCGACGGAGCAGCUGCUGGGCGAAUUAAAGCUGCCAGACAUCUGCGCGGAGUAUGGCAUAAUUGGGGACAACUAUCAACUGGACCACGUGACAGCCAAGGAGUACGAAGAGCAGCGGCAGGAACUGGCCACCUGGCGUUGCAAGCAAGCGGAACUGCAGCGGGAGACAAAGCAACUGGAAGGUCUCCUAUCCGUGGCCAAUGGGCAGAUACAUUCGCAGCAAAAACUUCUGAAUGAUAUCACCGACAAUCAUAUCAGUCUGCGCCAUUUGGUGGCCGAUUUCCAGAGCAGCUCCAACGAAAAGCUAAUGCUGGCCAAAGUCCAAAGAGAUUUAGAUAGCGUCAAAGCAGAGGUCUCCCGCUUGGAGGCAGAGCGAGAGCAAAUCCAGCUAAGGGCAGACAGGCUGCAAUCGCAACUGGCAGCCACUGAGCGUUCGUUGGCGCAGGCACAACAAGACUGCCAACAAGAGCGCAGCAAUAGUGACAUCAAACAAAAAUUCCUACAGCAUUCGUUGUUUGCACUGAAAGAGAAAUAUGCUAAAUUUACACCAUUGAUCUUCCUCACCAACUUUGUGUUUGCCUACCAUAAGUUCCAGCGGCGUUUGGAGGAGCACCAGCAGCAGCAGAAGGUAGACCACACAGCAGUUAUCCAAGAGGUCCUAGAGGCAGUGCAAUCGAAGGUUAAGCCCCACGAGGACAGCGCCCAGCAGCUGAUUAAGCUUAUCAAGUCUGAAACCCAAGCGAGACUCCUUGAACAGCGUUGCGAGAGCCAGCAAACUAAGCUGGAGGAGCUUCAGCGUGAGCUGUCUGAGCUGAGAGAGCGCCAGGCCACUGAUUCGGAGCACUGGCAGACCAUACAGGCACUGUUUGGGGGGCAGGACACGGGAGAGACGACUUCCUGCGCCACAGUGGAUGCUGCAACGAAUACGGAGACAAAGGAUCCAGCAGCAAAUACGGAAGCAGCUAUGGCACCCGUGCCAGCCCUGCGAAGGACAGCCCAGCUGAUAGACAGGCAAUCCUCACCCAUUGGCUCGCCAUUCAGAUGCCAACCGCACUCUGACACGUCCACCCAAACACAGGAGGAGUCUGUGAAGCUGCUGGAGACAGCAGUCCAGACGAAUGGCAUACUCAGGCAGCAAAAUCAAUCGGUUCAAACAGCAGGGGAGAGUAGUAGGGGCUCUCGUGAGGAUCUGUUGCAAAUGCAAGCGUCACUCCUGGAGGCAAACGAACGCUGCGAGCUGCUGCGCAAGCAAUUGGAGGCAUAUAGGGCGGAGAGCCGCGAGUCCGAAAGUCCCCACAGCGGUGUGGUGGAGAAGACCAUUCUUUCGUUCCACACUCUGCUCCUGGAAAAGGAUCAGUCCAUUCAGAAAUACCAGGAUCUGCUACAGACGGAGCGGGAACAGAACCAGCAGCUGAUCAGCAGACAGACAGCCGACAACGAAUCCCUCAGGGCCACAGUAAACCAUCUGAACUUCAACAUUAAGGCAAAGGAUGUGGAGCUGCAGGAGCUGCGAAAAAAGCUGGAGCAGAGGCCCAACCAGCCAGUGGCAGCAGCUGCCGUGCAUAGUGCAGAGCCCUCGAUCCAUGACAUUACGGACGAGAAAAUCGAAGAAAUGUUCGAGCACAGCAGCUCCCCAGAGAGGCCAGUGGCGGAGGAAGCCACCGACGAAGAAGACGAGGUGGAGGUUGCGGAAGUAGCAGACGACGAGCCAGAAGGAGAGCAGGAGAAACAGGACACCGAGGAGCUCAAGGAACUACCGACUCUACACAAGCAGAUCAAGGAGCUAAAGGACAAGCUGGAGUACAUCCAAAAGAGUCUGAAAACAAAAGAAGAGGAAGUGGAAAUAUUAAAGGAGAAAUUAAAACUCUUCCAGGAUCGCGAAAAGUCCAUGGAGACGCAAGCAAGUCCCGAAAUCGAUCAGUUACGCGGCUUCCUGGAGGAGAAGGAUAAGCACAUAAAAGAUCUAAUGGAUACACUGAAAAACUUCCAUGACGAUCAGCAAAGGUACAUCAAUGACACUUCGAACUACUCGGAGGAGCAGAUUGGCAAGCUGGCUGCCGAUCUCAAUCGGACAGAGGCCACCAACAAGAUCUACCACACGCAAAUGGAGGCACUGCGCCGACAGCUUACGAAUCUCACGCAGCGCGAGAAGCAGGCCCGAGAACUCACCCAGUCGCUGCGCCAGCAGCUGCUCAAGCGGCCAGUGGUCUCCAUUAAGACGGAGCUCAAUGCGCGAGUGAAGAACGAGAACCAGCAAAAGCGCAUCCAGCAGCUGGAAACGGAGCUGGAAGAUACUCGCGACCAACUGCAGCGCCAGCAAAGGGUGCUGGAAGCGAAGCGUACUCGAACCGCCAACGAGGUGGGCCUCUGGGAAAAGCAAAAGCGCUGGCAGCAACAGGCCGACAAGUACAAGGCGAAGCUGGACGAAACGGAGAUGGCGCUGGACAAGACGCGAGCCCUGUUGCAGGCGGCGCGCACCACGAUUGCCAGGCUGGAGAAGGACAAGCAUCUGCUUGAGACCAAAGUGGCGCGCGGAGGAGCAACCACUGCUCCGAAUAAUCCUCUCAAGUGCUGUCGAACUCCUUCCUGUCCCAAUCUGCAGCACGUGGGCGUGAACAAGUUCUCGUGUUCUCCGUCGGAGAGCCCCGAGACAUACACGGGUCCCAGCAGCGAGUGCAGUUCGCCAGCUCAUCAUACGCAGCCACGGGGUAACCACGACUUCUACGACAGGAGCCAGAGCCAGUUGGACCUUAUCGAGGCCCUGAAGAACCGCAUUGAGCUUCAGCAGCGCAAGAUUAUUGCCAUGGAACUGGAGGGGCGAGGCAGUAACGCCCUCACCACCGAAUUGGAGAAACUUCAGGAGCGGUUCCAGGGAGUAGAGGCUCAGAACAUACGGAUGGAGGCAAAGAAUCUCCAACUGCAGCUGGAAUCGGAUCUUCUGCGGCAGAACGACAGCAGCGAUAGAUUGCAGAAGCGCAUCAAACACUUGGAGGAUUACAUUAUCGCCCUCAAGGAGGAAAUGGCACGGAACGAGUCGCGUCGGGAGCUCUGCAAGUGCAGUGGCCUUAAGUUGAAUACCCAACAGGGCCAGUCGGCAGAGCACACGAUUCUCUCGUUGCGCAAUCUCGUGGAAAAGCUGCGAUCUGAGAACAAAUUCCUUAAGGACGGAAGACGUUCGACCGAUUCACGUAGCUCAACAGAGUCUUCGGCCGCACCAGAUUUGGCACAGUUGCAGCAGCAGCAUGCGGCGUCCCUGAAGAAGAUUGCAAGCCUUGAGCAAGAGCUUCAGAGGCGGACCAAGUGUAGCCAAUGCGGCGGACGCAGUAAGGACGCCACCAACGGGGAACUAAAAUUCAUCAAAGAACAACUUACGAAGAAGACGCAACUGCUGCAAAAGGCCAAAAUUUUGCUUACGCGAGCAGCCGCCAAAGAAAAGGUGCUGCGGGAACAGCUCGCACAGUGGAAGCGCAAAUGCUCCGAGCUGGCGAAUGUGCCCGUCAUCGAUGAGAUUAGCGAAUAAUUAACGUCGUAUAAGUUGAAUGUUGUAUAUACAGCGAAAAAUAAAAUCCAAAAUCCUUUCCAAUCUUC